AUGAGCGAAGCAGCGGGGCCAUCUGAAGCACAGACUGGCCAGGCCAAUAAUGACUCAGCCCAGGCGGGCAGCUGGAAGCAAGCGUCGGCUGACUGGCACGGAAGCUGGUCGGGCAAGUGGCAGGACGGUGCCUGGAAUGGAUAUUGGGGUUCCUAUUCAUGGUACUGGAAGCCAUAUCAAUGGCAGUGGGGUAGUGAUGAUUCAUGGAAUGGCUGGCAGAAGACUGGUCAGAAUGAAUCUGAGAGUGGCGGGUCGAAGACGGGGCCGCCUGAUGAAGAGGCGAGAGAUGCCGCGGCCCGGCGAGCCUCGACAUCGACGAUGGGUGAUGAUGCAGGAGAGACUGCCACGGACUCCUGGAUGGCUUACGAGCGGAGGGCGUCGAUGGAGGACGAGGUUGGGAGCACUGCCAGCCGACUGCCGAAGGUCGGUAAGGACAACAUUCCUGAGUUUGAUGGAAGUACAACGAUGAGGGAGUACCAGCGGAGGGUACGGCUGUUCGAGAUCAGCACCUCGAUUGAUCCUUCGUAUCGCGCUCAGAAGCUCAUGGAAAAGUUGUCUGGCACAGCAUGGCUCGCUACUGAAAGCAUUCCUUUGGAAAGCCUAAAGCAUCCGCAGGGUGUGGAACGAUUGCUGAAGCAUCUGUGGGCGGAGUUGGAACCUUUGGAAUUCCUAAGGGUGUUCUCGACGUUGGCGGAUUUCUACAAAGGAUUUCGCAGAGCCAAGGGCCAAGAGUUCGUCGCGUACGACAUGGCGUUCAGGAUGCAUCUUCAAAGGUUGGAGGAAAUCAAUGCUGGACUUGAAGGGGUCACAAAGGCCUAUUGGUUUCUGGAGAAGGCUGGACUGUCGGCAGAGCUGAGAAAGCAGGUAGUGGCUGCAGCUGGGGGAACAUAUGAUUACCCGAAACUGCCGGCAGCGGUUAUGGCGAUCGUUCCUCAGGUGAGUCGUGAAGAAGAUACGUCUUCGAAUCCGAACCCUCCAAGAAUGUGGAAGCGUGGGAACCCUAAACAGGUACACGCGACGCUGGAAGUGGAGGAGGGCGAGGAGCCGGAAGAGGUCACCGCCGAGGAGGGAUUCCGAACGCCGGAGUCGGCCGAAGCUCGCGAGAAGCGGAUCAAAGACAUGAAGGUGCUGGCCGUGGUCGAGGAAGAUCUAAGCGACUCUGAGUAUGAGCCUGACGAGGAGGGGAUCUUCAUGGCGACCACGUGGGACGGCGAGGGCCAUGAGAACUGGUGCGCCAAUGCCAUGGUUCAGAAGGCUGGCGACAUGGGAGAUAUGAAGUGCAUGGCUCUGAGUGACACAUGCUGCGCUAGGAGUGUUGCUGGGGAAGAGUGGGCUCAACUUCACAUGAAACACUUGCACGCAGCCGGAGCGGAUGCCUUCAUUGUUCCUGAGAAGCGCCCUUUCAGGUUCGGAGCGGGUCCUCGCGUGUGUUCGACAUACAGCAUAGUGAUACCUCUUGCGGUUGAUCAAGCGAAGAUAGUUCCAUGGAUUCGGGUGAGUGUGGUGCCUCAGCAAGUGCCUUUGUUGCUGAGUAAAAGCGCCUUGAAGUCCUUAGGAGCUGUCUUGGACCUUGCUGGAGGGAAACUGGAGUUAGCUGCCUUGGGGACGAGAACAAAACUGGUAGAGACGGCCACCGGUCUCUGUGGGUUUGAGAUAAAUCAGUCUCCUCAAGACAGCCGCGGCGACUUUCCUUCAACCGGAAUACUUCUGCAAGACCAUGAGGUAGAAGUAGACAAUAGACAGGACAGCAAUCGACGGGAUCAGAGCGGAGUGGCCCAUAGACAGAACAGCAAUCGGCAGGAUCAGAGCGGAGUGGCCCACCCAUGUCAUUUAGGUCAAGUGGAUACCGUGGAAGGCGCGCCGCAGUCAUCUUGGGACAAGCGCAGCAAUCCACAGGAUCAGAGCGGAGUGGCCGUCCCGGAAGAGGCUGGACCGGUGAAUCCUGAGAGAUUGGCUUCUGCCUUGAUGAUUCAGAAGGAUUUUUCCUUUCAGGCCUUACAACGGAGGGACAAGAACGGCAUAAGACGUCCUUGGAUUCUUGUGGACACACGUGAAAAGCCCUAUGACCUGGACCCGAAAAUCGAGCAUGCGACCCAACCCUGGAAAGGGGAGAGAUGGUGCCUUUCCUUCUACAUCUCCAGAGGUGUAGAACACAUCGAUGAGAAGGAUCGGGGCAAGAUGGCCUCACUACUUGCUCCGAAGAGGAAGAACGAGUACGCGAGUGCCAUCGCAGCCCGGACCCGAGUCACCGAGGCCGACCUCAUGAAUCGCGAUCUGAAUCGCCUGAAGGCGAUAUGGGAGGUCGUGAAGCCGAAGAAGAGGGUCUCUCUCCUCCCCACAAAUUGGAAGAGAAGGGACCUGGAAGGACUGAGGGAGAUCUACAGCGGGACCGUGGUCCCCGACAUGGAGUAUCCGGACGACAAGCGCUGGAGCAGGUGGGGGAAAGCAAAGCUGAUAUUGGAGAUUUCAACGUGGGAAGAGCAGGUCAAAGAGUCAUCGGACCCGCUGUUGGAUUACAGCGACUUGUUCGAGGAGAAGAGUUCAGAAGGAGUUGAUUGCAAAGAAGAGGCCAAGUACAAUGUGAAUUUGACCAAGGAAGAGAUGAACGAGCUCCUGCUGCGCCGCAAGGGCAAGGGCGAUGGAAAGAAGGAGACCAAGAUCGAAGCCCCCGUCGAGGACGUUCCGUUGGGUUUCAAACGUCGAAAGGAGGAAGUGGCUCAGGUUCAAGCGGUGGCGCAAGAUACCGGGGUUCAGGUCGACUCGCCGACCAUCGAGCGUGUCUCAACCAUGCUUUUCUUGCAUCUCGCUGUCAGCUAUGGGUGGACUAGAGAUUGGUUCGUUGGCGACAUUUCUAAUGCCUUUCUUCAAGGAGCCCCAUUGACUGGUAAAGCCCCCAUGUACAUGAGGCCACCCAAACAAGGGCUGAAAGGCGUGGAGCAGGGCCAACUGCUUAGAUUACUCAAACCGGUGUAUGGACGGCCAGAUGCACCGCGGGCUUGGUAUGAGGAGCUUGCCAGGAUCUUGUGUGAUGAAUUAGGCUUUGAGAAGUCAUUUGUGGACCCGGCGAUGUUCAUGUUGAGAGAUUGUAAGGGCAAGCUCAUUGCGCUGAUGAUUGUUCAUGUUGACGAUGUCAUGGUCUGUUGCGAUGGUAGUGAACAAGCUAGGGAAGUUGUAGGAAGGCUCCACAGGCGAUAUCCUUUUGGCACGUGGCAGAGAGUUUGCGAUCAGCCAUCGGGAAUCAACUACUGUGGUAAGGAAAUCAAGGUUACUGAGAGUAACGGCGAGAAGCAAAUUAUCCUUGCCCAGAACGGAUUCAUCGAUGGUAGAUUGGAGACGAUGGAAGUGAGUGCCGCAAGGCGGGCGCAGUUGGACAGUUGUGCUACUCCCGAGGAGUUGAGUAAUUACCGGUCUAUUGUUGGGUCGCUUCAAUGGGUUGCUACCCAGACUAGACCUGAUAUCGCCUUUGAGGUGAAUCAACUCCAGAAAAGAGUGGCGGACCUUCGGGUCCAUGACUUGUUGAGGGCCAAUAAGGCUGUUCGAGAAGUCGCUCAGCAUCGUUCGCAGCUUGUGUUUUGCAACUUGGGUCCUGACGCUGAGUUGAUCGCAUAUAGCGAUGCUGGACUCUACAGUAGUGUGGGGGUCGAGGAAGCGGAGGACCUGUUGCAGUCGGGCAAGGAGAAACGAUUGGUGUAUUCCCAAAAGGGAAUGGUUAUCUCAGCCAUUGAAGAUGAUGGUUGGCAGCAGCUGACUCCUCUUACUUUGGUCACGGAUUGUAAGUCAAAGAAGACUUUUGACCAGUGUGAAUUUAUCAUGAGGGCGAUUGACCUGACAUGCAA
Messenger RNA from Symbiodinium pilosum, 3836 nucleotides. NCBI's taxonomy places the organism in Eukaryota, Dinophyceae, Suessiales, Symbiodiniaceae. The record is from the annotation of a GenBank genome assembly.